This is a messenger RNA of Salvelinus fontinalis (brook trout), 3522 nucleotides long. It is a transcript of the gene aamp, whose product is annotated as angio-associated, migratory cell protein. The record is from RefSeq and is a predicted model, not a curated record. Gene Ontology annotation, molecular function: protein binding. Gene Ontology annotation, cellular component: cytosol. Lineage: Eukaryota; Metazoa; Chordata; Actinopteri; Salmoniformes; Salmonidae. The transcript has 11 exons. Bases 266 to 1519 code for a protein of 417 amino acids.
GUGCCAGAGAAUUCCGGAGACUUUCCACAUGUGAAAAAAACAUGGGGACACUAUUUAGAUGUUUUUUAUCUAGCUAGUAUUUGUUCUUCGGUCAGCACCAAGAAAUAACAAUCUUUAGCGUUUUCUGCGAUUGACUUAACAUAUUAUCUUAACCUGAAUUCAACAUUUGUCGCGCUAGCAAACUUUUCAGCUCUCAAGUUAGGCAGCUAAUUUAAAUUAGCCACCUUGGUAACAUCUAGCUAGCUAGGUAAGUUAGCUAUCUAUCAUGGAUAACUCGGACGAAAAUUCGGUACAAUUCCACGGGGAUGAAGAGAUUAUAGAAGUCAUCGACCUUAACGAAACAGAGCAAAACCCAGAUGAUUUGGCGGAUGAGUUCGAGGACGUGGACGUCGGAGAGACUGAGGACGGAGACGAUAAACAGGAAGACUGGGAUACCGACGACGAGAUGGAGCAGGAAAAGGAACAAGAUGACAGCGAACUCACCUUUUCCAAACACACGGGCUCCGUGUUCUGUGUGAGUCUGGACCCAGCCACAAACAGCUUGGCUGUGACCGGAGGAGAGGACGACAAGGCCUAUGUCUGGAGAGUGAGUGACGGGGAAGUGCUGUUUGAAUGUACAGGCCAUAAGGACUCCGUGACGAGUGUUUUAUUCAGCCAUGAUUCUUCCCUGGUGGCCACGGGGGACAUGAGCGGGCUGAUCAAGGUCUGGAAGGUGGAGACCAAGCAGGAGGUGUGGUCCUUCGAGGUGGGAGACCUGGAGUGGAUGGAGUGGCACCCCUGCGCCCCGGUGCUGCUGGCGGGCAUGGCGGACGGUAACGUUUGGAUGUGGAAGAUCCCAGGGGGUGACUGUAAGACCCUGCAGGGCCCCGGCUGCCAGUCGACCAGUGGAAAGGUCCUGCCAGACGGGAAGAGAGCUGUGGUGGGCUAUGAAGAUGGGAACGUACGACUUUGGGACCUCAAGCAGGGAAACGCCACCCAUGUGAUUAAAGGUCAUGAUGGACACCAGGGGGCGCUGACGUGCCUGGCCUGUAACAAGGACGGCUCUCUGGUGCUGACGGGCUCCGUGGACGGCCGUGCCAAGCUCAUCAACACUGCCACUGGCAAGGUGUUGGGCGUGUUCUCUGUGGACGGGGGCAAAGCCUCUCAGGAGGAUGCUGAGGAGACCAACUCGGUGGAGUCAGUGGGGUUCUGCAAUGUGUUGCCCCUGAUAGCGGUGGCGUAUCUGUAUGGGACCCUGGCUAUCUAUGACCUCUCCUCACAGGUCCUCAGGCACAAGUGUCAGCACCAGGCUGGCAUUGUUAAACUGCAGUGGGAGGAGUCAUCCUCUGUGGUGUCCACUUGUUGUCUGGACGGGGCGGUGAGGCUGUGGGAUGCCCGCUCGGGAACCAUGGUGUCAGAGUACCGCGGCCACCAGGCGGAGAUCCUCGACUUCACACUCAACAGAGAAGCCUCUAUGGCGGUCACUGCCUCUGGAGACCACCAGGCCAAAGUCUUCUGCCUCCAACGACCAGACCGUUAAUCAGAGGGAGAAAGAGUGAGAGAAAUGUGGAUGGACUCAACUCCGAUCGCGCUUUGUCCACAAUGCACCUUAAAGGCAAUGUUCCCGUUUUUGUGGAGUCUGUUUUAACGGUGGACACUGCAUAUAACGGCUCAAUCCAAAGUUGUCCUUUAAAUGGCGCAUUGUCAACAAAGCGCGAUCGGAUUGAAUCCCAGCCUUUCAUUGGGUUUUCUCACAACUGAGGGUUUUUGAACUGUCUUGUAUCGAUUGUGGUCUGUCUGAUCUAUAGUAGACCUGCAGUGUUCUAGAAGGUUCUAGAACUGCCAGCCAUUGUACUCAGGUUUCUCAAGUAGAACCCACACAAAAUAUAUUCAUUCUACGUGGUGUGGUAGUGUAGUUGUUGGAACACGUCAACCUGGAGGCAAUGAAGCAUCUAACAGUCGACCAAUGGGAUCCGUCGUGUGGUCUGUGAUUUAUCACUAAAUACACUUACAUCUACACCUUGGUGUUCACUGCGAUUUGGUUUGAUGACAAUUAUGAAUACACAAUAAGGUAAUGGAGCUACGUAGAGAUGGAGAUCUCGAUGUCCCCAUCAUUUCUGGUGAGUUGUGGAGUGUAAUCCUCACUUUCCCCCUAAAUCACCCCAAAUGAUGUAAACUCAACCUUCUGUAAAUACACUGCUCAAAAAAAUAAAGGGAACACUAAAAUAACACAUCCUAGAUCUGAAUGAAUGAAAUAUUCUUAUUAAAUACUUUUUUCUUUACAUAGUUGAAUGUUCUGAUAACAAAAUCACACAAAAAUGAUCAAUGUAAAUCAAAUGUAUCAACCCAUGGAGGUCUGGAUUUGGACACAGCAAACCUUCUUACCAUAGCUCGCAUUGAUGUGCCAUCCUGGAUGAGCUGCACUACCUGAGCCAGUUGUGUGGGUUGUAGAUUCCGUCUCAUGCUACCACUAGAGAGAGCACCGCCAGCAUUCAAAAGUGACCAAAACAUCAGCCAGGAAGCAUAGGAACUGAGAAGUGGUCUGUGGUCACCACCUGCAGAAUCACUCCUUUAUUGGGGGUGUCUUGCUAAUUGCCUAUAAUUUCUACCUUUUGUCUAUUCCAUUUGCACAACAGCAUGUGAAAUUUAUUGUCAAUCAGUGUUGCUUCCUAAGUGGACAGUUUGAUUUCACAGAAGUGUGAUUGACUUGGAGUUACAUUGUGUUGUUUAAGUGUUCCCUUUAUUUUUUUGAGCAGUGUAUAUUGGGCCCUGUUGAAAUGCUUUAGAAAUGCAUCUGUCUGUCCUUUUCUGAAGUAAUCACGAAUCUGAGUUAGUUGGAUUGGUGGAAGUAAUGUGAUAACUUUGCUUUCCCCUACUCCAUCACUGACCUUAAGGAAACAUGGAAGGAAGGGUCCAUCUCUGAAGUAUUGGGACAGAGCCAUGGGCUUUGUUCUGCUGUUUGUUGGAACCAUUUAAGACGUUUUCAACCCAAGUCUCUAGGUUGCAUCAGCUCUGCCUGAGAAGGCUUUGUGCAGACCGUCAUUGAGUCACAUAUUGUCUCUCAAAUGGCACUCUAUUCUCUAUAGUGGCCUUCUUUUGACUAGGGCUGUGGUCAAAAGUAGUGCACUAUAUAGGGAAUAGGGUGUGAUUUGUUACACAAUGUAGGGACCAGAACACUGCUGUGAUUAGAGUAUGAUAAGCAUACUACAGUCAACUGCAUCAUCAGGAGAUGCCCUAAUUUGUUGUUGUAAGCUUGGAUCUGUGAGCUUGAUCUAAUGCAUUCAGCCACGCUACAGGGUGGCCGAGCCAAAAUAGCUUCUAGGCUAAUCUAACAUUAUACAGAUAUGACUCAGAUACAGUGCAUCUGGAAAGUAUUCAGACCCCUUGGCCGUUUCCACAUUUUGUUACGUUACAGCCCUUAUUCAAAAAUGUAUUAAAUAAAAAAUGUUCCUCAAUCUACACACAAUACCCCAUAAUGACAAAGCGAAAACAUUUUUUUUUGUUUUUUUGUGCAAAUGUAUUAAAAUAAAAACUGAUACCGUA